Tetrahymena thermophila SB210 is the source of this 3378-nucleotide messenger RNA. RefSeq lists its product as hypothetical. Lineage: Eukaryota; Ciliophora; Oligohymenophorea; Hymenostomatida; Tetrahymenidae. The transcript has 11 exons. The record is from RefSeq and is a predicted model, not a curated record.
AUGAAUAUCAUGAAUGAAUCCUAAUUAAAUGAUUAAAGCGAUAAAGAUAAAGUUGAUGCUCUGAUGGGCACACUUUUAGGUUUAGGAUAGAGACAGUCUAUUGUUUCGUUAUUUAGUGAUUCAGCUAUAGUCCUUAAUUAGAAUCCUUAUAUAGGUGCAUAUACAAAUUUCUCACAACAAUCAUUAAGGACUAGCAUUCAGCAGCAUCCAGAUUAAUUGAAUAGAUUAACAAUUGAUAGAAAUACUGCAAGCAACUGGUUACCUUAAAUUCAAAACUCCACAACUACUCGAGAUAGCUUCUAUGAGUAUCUGCCCAAGCAGUUUAAUAGCAAUAAUAUGUCUUACAAUCCAUCACAGGUUUAUUAUGCAUCAGAUUUAAAAUAAAUAGAAAAAAUUUUAGUGGAUAAAGAUUACAAAUUAAAAGAGUUAUAUGUAGUGCAAGCAAUAAAUUAUUUAACCUUCUAAAUAGUCUACACAUAACAACUCCCCCUGCAAUUAAUUGUUUAUGUUUACCAAAAAUAUUACUCACCAGAAAAUAUAAAUACUAUGAUGAUGUUAGAAUAUAGAGUACCUUUGAAUCUUUCUAAUGGUAGAAGUGUAGAAUUAAGAAUAUUGUGCUUAUAAAAUGACACUUAUAAAGUGCAUUUCUAAAACUCUCCUUUUUUUAUGAAUCCAAGAAGAGUCUACUAAAAUAUUCCAAAUUACAUGUCUAGUUUAGUAAAUUAAUGUAAAGAGUAUUAUGCUGGUGAAAAAACCGUAAUUUUAAAUAGCAGUAAAAAUAUGCAUGGAAAAAAAUUAAUUUUUGGUUUAAAUAAACCAGAAUAAGAAGUUUAUGAAUCAGAAAGCGAUGAAUCUUGUGAUUCUGAUGGUUCAUUAGACUCUGAAGAAAAGUUAACAAAAAAAAAAAAAAUAGAUGAAACAGGUCGCUAUAUUACAACUGCUGCCAUAAAUUGUAACUAAGAAAAUUAAACUAAUUAGCAAAACGAUUAAGUCAAGCAAUUGAGUGAAACUGAAAAAUCAGAAUUUGCAAAUUUCAAGGAGAAUGUUAAUAAAUAUAUUGUUGAGAAAAUUUUGGAAAAAAUGAAUAUUUAGCUAAAGAUUACAGCUCUUUCAAAGGUAAUUACAGUUCCAAACUAAGAUAUAAAAAUUGUCAAUGCAGAUAAUCUGACUUUAAUUGCAAAAUAAGUUACUCUACAUCAAAAUGGGAAUGAUGAUACUGGUGAUUUAUAGCAAAUAGCAACUUACUCUCUUCUAGAUAGAGUACCUCAUCUUUCAGAAAUAUUUGAGCUUUACGUCAUCAAUUCUAUCUUUCAAAUUUAAAUAGAUGGAUAUUUAUAUAUAAUUUUCCUUGACACUAAUUGCUCUUAAAGUAUUCUUGAGUAGGAGUUUUAGACGAACGUAGAAACAAGCAACAUAGUUUAAAACUCUUUUGAUCACAUUCCUGGAAGUGCAACUGAAUUUGAUACCUUGCUUCAUGGAGGUGCUUCUCAGCUAAGAAGAAGUAUGAUGAUAUAAAACAAUUUAUUUACUAGUAAAUAAUUAAAUAGUUUCAUAUAAGACAAUGUAAACACUUAAACAGAAUUAGAUAAGAAUAAAAAAGUUAUUUAUUCUUAUAACAAACAAUUGAUAAGAUACCUCUUCAAUUAGCAAAUGGAAUCUGUUUACAAAAAUGUUUAAGACAUGGUACUCGAAAUAGAAAUAAAGGCUGAUGCCUCCCAUCUGAUAAUGAAUCAUAUUUGUAAAUCAAACAACGAGUUGUUUAAUUCUAUCUAAAAAAUAUUUAAUUGCAGUCCAUACAACUUCUUUUUAACUCUAGAUCUUGAUCUUAAACUAAAUUCGAUUAUUGUUUACAAUGGUACUAAUGAAAAUGAAAUUUAUGAUCACUUUGUGCUUAGUUAUGAACAAGAUGAAACCUUAGAAAAUCUAAAAUUGAGUAUAGAAAAAAUUAUAUUUUAGCAAUUUGGAUGCAGUAAAGGAUACUAUUAGCUCUUCGACUACAAAAGGAGCAAGCGAUUGGACACAUUAAUGAAUAAUAAUCCUCAAAAGCGAAUAAGCGAAAUUAAAGAUUUUAACUUUUCUAUUUUUAUGGAGGACAACUCAAUUUAAUUUCUCAUUGGAAAGGACUUUUUUUUGUAUUAAAAGCAGAGUUCUUUUGUUCAAAUGAGAGAAAUGGCUUAUAAUGCAUUAUCAUUCCAGCAAGAUUACAUACAUUAACUAAAAUCUUAAGAUGUAGAAAUAUAUGUCUUUGAUGAAACAAAGUCCACGAAUAAGUAUAACUGCAUUUCUUUUGAAGUAAAUGAGGCUAAUUUCGCUACAAUAAAGGAAAAUAAGUUCAUCAUGAGACUUAACAAGAUAUUUAUAAAUUUUGAAAAUCGUAAGUACUAGCUCUAUAUGUACAAAAGAUCUUAAAACAUUAUAAAGGAGAUCAAAAAAAAUGUGAUCGCUACAUGUCCUGAAGUGCUUUUUGUAGAUACUUCUAACAUGAUAUUUAGAUAUAACAUGUAUAAUUUCGAAGUAGGUGAAAAAAAGAUUGGAGAGAUAGAUUCUAUAUUUAUCUUAAAUCUAUAAAUCAACCUCGGUAUUUAUAAUAUUGAAUUUCCUCACAACUAUAACAGAAUCAGCAACUUAAUUUAGAGUGUCACAUGGGAAGAAGUGAGAGCCAGACUCUUCAAAUAAAAUGAUGAAAUAUUAGAUAUUGAAUACACAAAUGAAGAAUCUCAAGAGCUGAUAUUGCUUUACUUUAUUCAAAACUCUGAGCUCUUUGAAGAGUAAUUGCUAAGUGUUAGAAAGAUAAACAUCAAUUCUCAUAACAAAACAACAUUUGGUGAUUAUAUACUUUCAUUUGCACCUGUGUUUUUAUAAAAAACCUAACAAGUUUCCUAGCUUUAAAUAUAAUUAGAACUAAGCUCUUCAAUCAUAGAUAUUCACUAAUUAUAGCAAUCCUUAGAUGAAAUGGGUAAAAGCUUUAGCACAAUGAAGUAGUUAAAUAUAUAAAUAAUAAUUGCAGACCAGUACAAAAAUAAGAAGCUCUAGAAUUCUUGUACUUGCUAUCCUACUAGUAAACUGAUGAGAACUUUAAGCAAAUUUUAGAAUCUUAGUAUGCUGAAGCUAAGGCUUACAAGACAGUGGUACAUUGGUACAAAUAUGUUAAUUCAUGUAGCAGAGAACCCAUUUAUUUACUCAAUAGAUUUUGAUUGGUCUACCUAAGAAGAGCAAAAGUUAUGUAACUAAUUCGUGAAUUAAAUUAAUCCAGAUCUAAGAUAAGCAUUUUUAUUCUUGACUGCUUACAAAAAGCAUAUCAUGGAUUAUUUAAUCUACAUUAAAACUAUCUCACACCUAGAAUUGUACAUAGACGACUUUUAUGAGAAAUUUGAAUGA